CCCCUUAUCACUACGCGUAGUGUCUAUUUCGUAGGACCACCAUCCUUCAAAUGAAAUCGGCAGUCAACGCAAAUCGCAUACUAUGAGCCAAGGUCACCGCUCGGAGGAGGUGAUUCGAGUGAAUCUGUUGUUCUUUGCCAAAUCACGCGAACUGGUAGGAACUUCUUCGUUGGUUAACUUUCCCUUGCCAACCAGUGAAGGUCGCCUGAGUGGUUCCGCGGUGCUUGGUACCAUCUGUGAACGGUUCCCGGAGCUGGCCGCCAUCCGCGAUAGCGUCAUCAUUGCCCACAACGAGCAAUACUGCGAGGAUUUGACGGAACCGAUUAACCUAGCGAACGGUGACGAAAUUGCGGUGAUUCCGCCGAUCGCCGGAGGAUAAUUGCUUGCUGAUUCUCGGAGAUGAAUUAUCUCAAGUUGACGUUCGACAAGUUGGAGGUGGGAGAGAUCAACGAUCUGGUGGCACAUGAGAGCUGUGGAGCGAUAUCAUUGUUUGUCGGAACGACCAGAGAUAAUUUCGACGGUAAAACGGUGGUUCUACUAGAAUAUGAAGCAUACGAAGCCAUGGCCUUGAAAACCAUGAACCAGAUUUGUGAGGAAAUGCGCGCACGUUGGUCUGACAUCAAGAAUAUUGGCAUUCAUCAUCGCCUGGGAACGGUGCCUGUUAAAGAAGCAUCGGUGGUUAUAGCCGUUAGUUCACCGCAUCGGAAGUCCAGUUUGGAAGCAGUCCAUUUCGCCAUCGAUGAACUGAAGAAAAGUGUACCCGUGUGGAAGAAAGAGCAGUACGCCGAAGGGGAAGGCUGCUCCGAGUGGAAAGAGAACAGGGAGUGUACCUGGUCAAAAUGUCAUAAAGACAAUCAUAUUUUAUGAUGAAUACAUUUUAAAUGUAAAAGUAUAGUCGGCAGGCUCCAUAUUGUGCACGUGAAUAGUUUUAAUGACAAAUGACGCAUAGAGAAAGGCGUUGAAUAUUAAGGGUAAGUAUGAAAACGAAUGCAAAGCAGGUGGUCGGCAAAAAUGUGCAACAUGUAUACUAAUAAAUCUGAAUGAAUGUUUUUAUAUUCCACUGUUAAAAA
This is a messenger RNA of Aedes albopictus (Asian tiger mosquito), 1070 nucleotides long. Its product is annotated as molybdopterin synthase catalytic subunit 2. Gene Ontology annotation, molecular function: molybdopterin synthase activity. Gene Ontology annotation, biological process: Mo-molybdopterin cofactor biosynthetic process. Gene Ontology annotation, cellular component: cytosol. Bases 400 to 867 code for a protein of 155 amino acids. NCBI's taxonomy places the organism in Eukaryota, Metazoa, Arthropoda, Insecta, Diptera, Culicidae. The record is from RefSeq and is a predicted model, not a curated record. The transcript has 3 exons.